AUGGCGGAAAGGAAAAACUUUCGUCCGAAAGUUGCUGUUUUCGGACUUGGACGAAUUGGAAAUAUUCAUUUACGUCAUAUAGUGCAAAGUUCUGCAUUUGAAGUUGCAUACUUGAUUGACAUUCCAUCGAUGCUUGAAAAAAUUCGGAACUUGAUUGACAACUAUUGUUUAAAAGACACCGUCGUCUGUUCCCCAGAAGAAACCGAUGAAAUUCUUAGUAAACCUACGCUGGAUGCAGUUGUGAUAUGCACUACUGUUCACGGAAGAGGAGAUCUUAUCAUCAAGUCAUUAAAUUCUGGGAAGCAUGUUUUUGCAGAGAAGCCGCUUGCUUUAACGGAGGAAGAAGUAGUUGACUGCUACAGAGCAGCCAAGACAAAUAACAAGACCCUGCAAUGCGGAUUCGAUAAAAGGUUCGAUGUUAGCAUACAGAAAUUAUACGAAAAAAUUCGUUGUGGUGACUUAGGCACUCUAAGAACAAUUAAGCUGUCGGCUAGAGAACUACCGUCUACAUGUACAAAGGAAUACAUUUUAUCCUCAGGUGGAUUUCUAACCGACAGCGCAAUUCACGAGUUCGAUCUUUUAGUGUGGUUGGCAGGAGAGCGACCACAAUCAGUGCUUGCCUUCGGUCAUGCACACAAUCCGAUGAUUAAAGAAUGUGGUGAUUUUGAUAGUGUAAACGUAGUACUGAAGUUUCCAAGCGGAUUAUUGGCAUUUAUCGAAAACUUCAGAGGAGUCCCCUAUGGUUAUGAUCAGAGAUAUGAGGUUUUAGGUACCAAGGGAUGUGCUGUCAUCGAAAAUCCAAAAGAAUCACAGUUGUGCUUAUGGGACGAGAAAGGAAUGCAUUCUGAUCUGAUGUGGCAGCAAGCUCUUACGCGGUUCACAGAUGCCUACAGAAAUGAAAUUGAGCACUUUGCAGCAGUUAUCAAAGGAGAAACUGACUGUAUUGUUAAAGGAGAGGAAGUGACGUAUGUCAGUAGAUUAUGCGCGUCUGCCAUGGAGUCUCUACAGCAAGGAAAAGUGAUAAACCUUACAUAG
This is a messenger RNA of Saccostrea echinata, 1035 nucleotides long. Its product is annotated as inositol 2-dehydrogenase-like. Lineage: Eukaryota; Metazoa; Mollusca; Bivalvia; Ostreida; Ostreidae. The transcript is spliced from 7 exons. Gene Ontology annotation, biological process: NADPH regeneration. Gene Ontology annotation, cellular component: cytoplasm. The record is from RefSeq and is a predicted model, not a curated record. Gene Ontology annotation, molecular function: nucleotide binding; oxidoreductase activity. Bases 1 to 1035 code for a protein of 344 amino acids.